AAAUGGGAGGAAAGUGCCAGCAGCAACCUUUGUUAAAUGGAGAAAUAAGAGAGGGAGGAAAGCGUAAAUACAGUCAUGGGUUUUCUUCAGCUGAGAUAAAGACACUGGCUAGCGUAGCUGAAGCUGUGUUCCCUUCUUUGUCACCAAAUUCUGAUUUUGAAGGAAAGGAAAACCAGCCAAGCAAGGCCGUUCAAGCCUUCCUGGAAGCUUCAGCCUCUGAAUCCCCAAUUCCAGACGAGGCUGCGGAGUUGCUGCUCAAAAGAUCGUUCAUUGAGUGUGCGAUGUUGGUAAGAGUUGUACUACUUUUACUGUCCACAAGGGUGGGAACCCUUUUACUUUGUGGAUCACUUUGUUUGGGUGAUAAAUGGCCGUACGUCAACUGCUUCUCUUGCUUGACAUUGGAAAGCAGAGAAAAAGUUUUGCAAAGCUGGUUUAAGCAUCGGCUAUUUACUCCCAUCAGGAUUGCAUUCAUCUACUUGAAAGUCGCUUGCCUUUACGUUUUCUUCUCCCGGGUUGGUGAAAAUGGUGAUAACCCGGCUUGGGAAGCUAUUGGUUAUAAUGUAGACAAUGUUGAGAAUCUGUCUCAAGUAACGAAGGCGAGGCCUCUCAAAAAAGGAAUGAUUGAGACAAUGCAUGAAAAAGACUUAACUCUCCCUCAAUCCCUAUCACAGAAAGGGCUCCAAGUUAUAGAAGAUACCAAAAAAAAAGCCUACAAAAUCAAAUGCGAUGCAGUAAUAGUCGGAUCUGGAUGUGGCGGUGGUGUUGCAGCCGCAAUGCUGGCCAGUUCUGGCCUUAAGGUCGUUGUUGUAGAGAAGGGUCGCUAUUUUAGUUCGACAGAUUAUUCCCCCUUCGAAGGGCCCUCGAUGGCUGAACUAUAUGAAUCAGGGGGAAUCCUUCCAAGUAUUGAUGCGCAGAUGCUGCUUCUUGCAGGAUCGACAGUCGGUGGUGGCUCAGCUGUCAACUGGUCUGCAUGCAUCAAAACACCAAAAUCCAUACUAAAAGAAUGGGCUGAGGACUGCCAAAUCCCUCUUUUUGGGAGCCCUGAAUAUCUUUCAGCCAUGGACACUGUUUGCAAGAGAAUUGGUGUCACAGAAGAUUGUAAAGAGGAGGGGUUUCAGAAUCAAGUACUUCGGAAAGGAUGCGAAAAUAUUGGUCUUGAAGUUGAGAAAGUGCCACGGAAUUCCUCAGAGAGCCAUUACUGUGGAUCUUGUGGUUUUGGUUGCAGAAGAGGAGACAAGAAAGGGACUGACCGUACAUGGCUAGUUGAUGCUGUUAACAAUGAUGCAGUGAUUUUAACAGAAUGCAAGGCCGAGAGAUUCAUAUUAGAAAAAACCAAGAUAGGCAGUACAAGGAAAAUGAAGUGCUUGGGUGUAAUUGCAAAAACUUCAAACCAAAAUAUCACAAAGAAACUGCAUAUUGAAGCCAAAGUAACAAUAUCAGCAUGUGGGGCACUUUUGACACCCCUUAUAAUGCAUUCUAGUGGGUUGAAUAAUCGAAAUAUUGGUCGAAAUCUUCAUCUCCACCCAGUCCUAAUGGCCUGGGGUUACUUUCCUGACUCCGAUUCAGAGUUCAAGGGGAAAGCCCAUGAGGGUGGAAUAAUCACAUCAGUACAUAAGGUGGUAGCAACAGACAACAAAGUGCAAGCCAUCAUUGAAACCCCUUCAGUGGGGCCAGCACAAUAUGCUGCUUUAUGCCCUUGGGAGUCUGGUCUCGACAUGAAAAGAAGGAUGCUAAAAUUUUCCAGAACAGCUCAUAUGAUAACAAUAAUAAGGGAUCAGGGAUCUGGAAAAGUUCACACAGGGGGACGGGUAACCUAUAAGUUUGACGCAUUGGACAGACAAAACAUUCUAGCCGGGUUGAGACAGUCGUUGAGGAUUUUAGUAGCAGCUGGGGCAGUUGAGGUGGGCACUCAUCGUAGUGAUGGACAGAGAAUCAGAUGUAAGGGAUAA
This is a messenger RNA of Durio zibethinus, 1949 nucleotides long. RefSeq names its product long-chain-alcohol oxidase FAO1-like. Lineage: Eukaryota; Viridiplantae; Streptophyta; Magnoliopsida; Malvales; Malvaceae. The record is from RefSeq and is a predicted model, not a curated record. Gene Ontology annotation, molecular function: long-chain-alcohol oxidase activity; flavin adenine dinucleotide binding.